UUAACUGGAAAUCUGCCGACUUGCCAAAUCGAUGCUAGGACUAAGCAAGCGUUUCCAGAGUUAGUUUUAGCAGACAAGAGAUUUUUUGUAAGUGAGCAAGUUGAUCUUGUCCUCGGUGGAGACAUUUACGCACAAAUAAUGCUAGGCGGUAUCAGGAAAGACGUACUGGGAACUCUUCUUGCUCAGGAAACCGUCUUCGGCUGGAUUCUCACCGGUCAAACUGACACAAGUACCCCAGCGAAUAAGUGCGUAUCAUUUUUUAGCGAAAUAAAUUUAGACAAACGCUUAGCGUCCUUUUGGGAAUUGGAAGAUAUCCCAAGAAAUAAGACCUACAACAAAGAUGAAACCUAUUGCGAGGAACUUUAUAAAAGCACUACUAAACGGAAUAAAGCAGGCAAAUAUAUUGUGUCACUGCCGUUCAAACAGGAUUUUCCAACUAACGUACGAUUAGGUCCGUCACUUAAGAUCGCUUGCUCACAAUUUUUUCGAAGUGAAACGCGUUUAGCAAAGGAUCCACCUUUACAAACAGAAUACAAUAGGGUCUUGUCUGAAUACGAGACAUUGGGACACAUGACUCGGAUUCCUGAACAUAUUCCUGGAGACGAAUGUGAGAACUACUUCCUACCUCAUCAUGCUGUCAGGAAAGAGGAAAGCACUACCACCAAAGUGCGAGUAGUCUUUAACGCAUCGUGUCCGACUGCAAACGGAGUCAGUCUCAACGACAUCCUCCACCCAGGUCCAGUCCUGCAAAGUGACUUGACAAUUUUAAUAUUACGGUGGAGACUAUUUCAAUAUGUGUUUAACAGCGACAUCGAAAAGAUGUAUCGCCAAAUUUUAUUAAACCCUGAUCAAACCAAAUAUCAACGUAUUGUUUUCCGAAAAAGCUCAAGCGAACCAAUUAAUUUAUAUGAACUGAACACGGUUACCUUCGGUGUUAAUUGCGCACCUUACUUAGCAAUUAGAACCCUACUUCAAUUAGCUGACGAUGUAGAGAGUCUAUAUCCUGUAGCUUCAGAUAUAUUGAAAAAAUGUAUGUAUGUCGACGAUGUUUUAGCAGGAGGACACACCAUCGAAUCUACCAUCAAAGCUAAAGACGAGGUAUCAAUGGUUUUACAAUCUGCUGGAUUCCCGCUACGAAAAUGGACAUCCAACUGCGAAAAAAUACUGGAAGGAUUACCCAAAUCACACCUUUUAAACGAAGAUUUUUUGGAUUUUGAGGACACCAGUACCGUCAAGGCGUUGGGCAUCAGAUGGAAUGCCCAUUCUGAUAAGUUUUAUUUUACUGCCAAGCCAUUGGAGACUGAGGUUCGCUUUACAAAAAGAGCAAUACUUUCGGCUAUUGCAAAAUUAUUUGACCCAUUAGGAUGGCUCGCGCCAUUUGUAGUUACAGCAAAAAUUAUAAUGCAAGACAUUUGGUUGGAAGGAACAGGUUGGGACGAAAUUGUCUCAACUGCAUCGUCCGAUCGUUGGCAAAACUUUGUAGAGAGCUACUGCCACAUCGACAAAAUUCGUAUUCCUCGUUGGGUAUACUUUUCUCCUACAGAUAAAAUAGAACUUCAUGGCUUCUGCGAUGCCUCAGAAAAGGCAUACGCAGCCACUAUUUUUCUUCGGGUUCAAAAAGCGGAAAAGGUAUUUGUCAAUCUUCUACUAUUUCGUUACCACGAUUGGAGCUGUGCGGUGCUGUUCUGCUUGCAGAACUUGUUGAAUCGAUCGUUAGCAAUCUCACUUUAGGCCAGUUUACCACACAUCUGUGGACAGAUUCGACUAUUGUCCUAGCCUGGAUUCGAAAACCUCCCUGCUCAUGGUCAACAUUUGUUGCCCAUCGCGUAACAAAAAUCAUUGAGAAAGUUGGAAGCCAAAAUUGGCUCCAUGUGGAUUCAGCAUCAAAUCCAUCAGAUUUAGCUAGCAGGGGUAUUAUUGCGCAAGAAUUGGUAGCCUCUUCCUUGUGGUGGGAGGGUCCUUCUUGGUUGCAAGAAGAAAGAACACAAUGGCCCACACAGGAAAAGGACUAUAAGACACAGUUAGAACAAAAAAGGGUACAGGUUCAUGCGACCACGGCAGUCGAUAUUAGUAAUGAUAUUCUUGAAAGAUUUUCCGAUCUACCGAGAGCUUUGAGAGUUCUAUCAUACGUACUGAGAUUCUCCCAAAGAACUCGCCGUAACACUAGAGCUUCAUUUCAAGCGGAAUCUUGUUCGAUUUCAGCUGAUGAAAUCAAAGCAACGACUCAACGCUUAAUAAUUAUCUGCCAGAAGCAGCAUUAUGGUCAGGAGUACUCAUCACUGAGAUCGGCAAAAUUAAUAAGUCCAAAAAGUGAAAUCUUGUCCCUGAACCCAUACAUCGACAAGGAAAAUAUAAUUAGGACAGGUGGUCGCCUUGGAAAAUCUUUAGAUCUCGCUUAUAACGAGCGCCACCCAAUUAUCCUUCCAUAUAAUAGCAACUUGUCUCGUCUUAUAGUCCAGUUCGUUCACAAAGUAUCACUGCAUGGUGAGAAUCAGCUUAUGUUGCGCUUGAUUAGAACGCAAUAUUGGAUACCUCGAGUCCAGAAUAUGAUCAAAUCGACAAUUCACAACUGUAAGAUCUGUACGAUCUACCGAAAACGGUCGCAAACGCAGCUUAUGGGCAUUCUUCCUAAAGAACGCACCACAUUUUCACGCGCGUUUACUAACACAGGUGUCGACUUCACCGGACCUUUCGACAUAAAGAACUACAACGGACGAGGUUGCAGGGUGUCUAAGGGGUACGUAUGUCUGUUUGUGUGCUUUGCAACCAAGGCGAUCCAUUUGGAAGCCACCUCUGAUUUAAGCACACAGUCAUUCUUGGCAGCAUUUGCAAGAUUCGUGGGGAGGCGAGGGUGCCCAAAAAAUGUCUACUCCGACAACGGUACCAACUUUGUCGGAGCUUCGCGAUCGCUAAGAUCAGAAUUCAAAGCCUUUAUGGCCGAAGCCCGCAAUAACACCAUAACAAAAUACACCCAUCAAAUGCUUACAUGGCAUUUCAUUCCCGCCGCAGCUCCCCACAUGGGUGGAUUGUGGGAGGCGGGAGUCAAAAGUUUUAAAUGCCACUUCACAAAAAUCGCUUCAAACUAUAAAUAUACAUUCGAAGAAUUUACGACCCUUCUAUGCAGAGUUGAGUCAUGCCUCAACUCGCGACCCCUCAGUCCCUCUUCAAACCAACCCUCAGACUUAGAGCCACUUACUCCAGGUCACUUCUUAGUCGGCGGGCACCUUCUUGCUCCUCCUGAAAUCGACGCUGAUGAACACCGUGCGUCGAUUGUGAAUCGUUGGCAAAGACUGAAGGCUCUACACCAUACGUUCUGCAAGAGGUGGAAAACAGAAUACCUGUCGGAACUCCAAAAGCGCAAUAAGUGGAAAUACCCACAAGCCAACUUGAAAAAUGGAGACCUCGUCGUUAUUAAGGAGGACAACCUACCACCUAACGAGUGGAGAUUAGGUAGAAUCGUUAACCUACACCCAGGUUCAGAUAACCGCGUACGAGUCGUGGAGGUCAUGACCGAAAGAGGGCAAGUCACAAGGCCAUUAGUAAAAUUGGUCUUAUUGCCGCCAUAUAGAGAACAGGAUGAGGAACAACCCAGCCACUCUGUCUCAUCAUCUACGUCGUCGUAACAACCAUCGCGAAUUCCACUUCUCAACGCCCUACGCAAUCCCACAUCUCAAAUGGCAAAUAUUCCAGUUACCGAAUCAUCGAUACGAGUAGCUUCGAAAGCGCAUGUCUGAAGUAUGCGUACCUAAGCAAUAC
Messenger RNA from Rhagoletis zephyria (snowberry fruit fly), 3756 nucleotides. RefSeq lists its product as uncharacterized. The record is from RefSeq and is a predicted model, not a curated record. NCBI's taxonomy places the organism in Eukaryota, Metazoa, Arthropoda, Insecta, Diptera, Tephritidae.